GAAGGGGUUCCAGGCAGGAGAAUGGCACUCGACAAGGUGAACAACACCGCCUUCAACCGGGGCAAGCUUCACAGCAUGGGGUUCUGGGAGGCCGUGCAGGAGGAGGACCGGGACUGUGUCUCCUUCCAUGAUGUGAACCUGCUCCCCAAGGACGAUCGCAACCCCUACAUCUGUGACAUCUUCCCUGCCCACGUGUCUGUGGCCAUUGACAGGUUCAAGUACACGCUGCCCUACCGGGGCUACCUUGGAGGGGUGUUUGCCCUGCGCCGCCUUCACUACGUCAGGAUCCAUGGCUUCCCCACCACAUACUGGGGCUGGGAUCCGGAGGAUGAUGACGUCACUUCCAGGCUGAAACUCAGUGGGAUGCUCCUCUUACGGCCCCAUCUGCUCCUUGGCUGCUACCGUAUGCUGGAGGGGCAGGACUGCAGCCAAAAGCAGAGCCCCCAGAGUCCUGGCCUUCUGGCCCGGAUCCGUCGCAAGUGGCGGCACGAUGGCAUGAACUCGCUGGGAUGCAGGCUGCUCUCCAAGGAGCUGCAGCCCCUCUACACCAGCCUCACUGUGGACAUCAGCCUCUCAGCCCCAGGAGCCCCGGUGCCAGGCUGAGGGGUAUCUAGAGGCUGGAACAGAAUCCCUGAGACCGGGGCUGCAGGGCAGCCUUCCCACCCAUCGCACCUGGUUUCAUAUUAAAGGAGGCUUUAUUUUACUUGCUUCUCCUCUCUGCCAUCCCUAACCCCCAUCCUUUCAUUUCCAUUCACUUGGUCACACAGGGCC
Balaenoptera musculus (blue whale) is the source of this 771-nucleotide messenger RNA. Its product is annotated as beta-1,4-galactosyltransferase 3-like. Gene Ontology annotation, biological process: carbohydrate metabolic process. The record is from RefSeq and is a predicted model, not a curated record. Gene Ontology annotation, molecular function: glycosyltransferase activity. The transcript has 5 exons. The coding region runs from base 22 to 603 and encodes 193 amino acids. Lineage: Eukaryota; Metazoa; Chordata; Mammalia; Artiodactyla; Balaenopteridae.